Messenger RNA from Mesorhabditis spiculigera, 1872 nucleotides. The record is from the annotation of a GenBank genome assembly. Lineage: Eukaryota; Metazoa; Nematoda; Chromadorea; Rhabditida; Rhabditidae.
AUGCGCCGCCACCACGAGCCCAAUUUUUACCCAAGUCCUCCGCAUUCCCUGGAUUCUGAAGGGAGAUCGGAUUCGGUGCCUUCGUUGCCGAAAAAAGUUGCCAUCAUCGAGGAACAGCCUAAAAAUUCGAAAUCUAAACUUACAACUCUUCAUUUUUUGACUUAUGGCUUGGCGGUUUUGGCGUUGUUAGGACUCGGAGGAACUGUAACGUUUUUGACGUUGUGGUUAACGAAUGAUACCGAAACUCCAACGACCGUCCAAUGGCCAGCACCAUCCAUUACACCGCUAGGAAAAUAUGCGAAAGCUACCGUAGCGGCCGACAAUCAGAUUUGCUCAGAGAUUGGGAGAAAUGUACUCCUCGCUGGUGGCAAUGCUGCCGACGCCGCUGUAGCGGCACUUUUCUGUCUAGGCGCAACUGAUGCUCAUUCCAGCGGUCUUGGUGGCGGCCAUUUCUUGACUUAUUACGAUGCCACCUCGCAAAAAUGCUGGGCAAUCGAUGCGCGUGAAAUCGCGCCCCUAGCGGCUACCGAAGAUAUGUACGUGAAUCGGUGGAACGACAGCGAGUACGGCUGGCGCUCAAUCGCGGUUCCCGGCGAGCUUCACGGCCUGAGGACAGCGUAUGAAAAAUUUGGAGGGAAAGCGGCGUGGAGUCGUCUGAUCGAGCCGACGAUACAAUUGUCGCGGGACGGUAUCCCGGUCUCUUGGCAGCAAGAAGAAGCGCUUCGAGAGCAAGCGGAUUGGCUCAAAACGGAACCUACGAUGUACCAUUACCUUGAGAAUGGAAAGGUGAAACAGAAUGGCGAUCAGGUUGUAAGACGCGAAUUCGCGGACACGCUUCAGCAGCUCGCCAACUCUAACGACCCCAUCAAAUUAUUUUACGACUCCGCUGAGCUCACCCAGAUUAUGGUUGAGGAGAUGACCAAGAACGGCAGACAAGGACUUCUCACCCGCGAGGACUUCCGCGCAUAUCGCAGCUUGUUAUACGAGGAAAAGGAUCUAAUGGUGGCUGUACUACCCUCCGGUCGCAAAAUCUGCGGGCCACCCCCACCAAGCAGUGCGGCAGUGGCCAUCGCCAUUUUGCAACUGGCCUGUUUUUCCAUCGCUUUAUCGAAUAAAUUUGCAUACUCGGGGCGGACUUGGUUGGGCGACCCGAAAUUCGUCGCCAACGCCACGGAUAUCGCGAGGAAUCUGACGACAAAAGCGUGGGCGGAAUGGGUUAGAACCAUGAUCACCGAUGAAGCUCACGCAGAUUUGUACUACGGUGGUUCGUACUCAAUGCCGGUGCCGGAUCAUGGAACUACGCAUCUUUCGGUAAUUGACAAAAUGGGUAAUGCCGUCUCCGUGACGUCGACGAUUAAUUUAUUCUUCGGCGCAAAAGUGGCAUCAGACGCCUUGGGAAUUAUUUGGAAUGAUGAAAUGGAUGAUUUCAGCACUCCAGGCCAUCCAAACUAUUUUGGGUACGAGCCAUCUGCUGCCAAUUUUAUUAAACCUGGCAAGCGGCCGCUGAGCAGUAUGACUCCAUUGAUAAUUAUUGACAACGAUGGGUCUAAGCGCAUAAUGUCAGUUGGGGCAGCGGGCGGCUCGACGAUUAUUACAGGGACUGCAGGAAUCGCGCUUCAUACAAUGUGGCUAAAUUCUACCGUAAAAGAAGCCGUCGAUUUUCCUCGGAUCCAUAAUCAACUCGAGCCAAACGUUACUUACUACGAGGAGGAUUUUCCAAAGGAACUCAUCAAAGCCCUCGAAAAUCGAGGCCAAACCAUGCAAAGUACCACUAAUUUAACCGAGGCUACGGGUGCGAUUCGUGAGGUUGACGGGCAGCUGUAUGCGAAUUCGGAUUUCAGAAAAGGCCAAGAAAGCGCGCCGGCUGGAUAC